Colossoma macropomum (tambaqui) is the source of this 4263-nucleotide messenger RNA. RefSeq names its product G protein-coupled receptor kinase 3 (gene grk3). Gene Ontology annotation, molecular function: G protein-coupled receptor kinase activity; G protein-coupled receptor binding; ATP binding. Bases 893 to 2959 code for a protein of 688 amino acids. Lineage: Eukaryota; Metazoa; Chordata; Actinopteri; Characiformes; Serrasalmidae. The record is from RefSeq and is a predicted model, not a curated record. Gene Ontology annotation, biological process: regulation of signal transduction; protein phosphorylation; G protein-coupled receptor signaling pathway. The transcript is spliced from 21 exons.
UAUCAGCAAGGUCUGGUCCGUAACGCACAGGAAACUAACAUUGGCUCUGUCUUUGGGAGAGAAGUAAUUUAUCGGAAGGAGAAGAACAUCAUUUAGUCUGCCGUGAGCUGGUAAAUUUGGCGUUGUCUGUCUUUAAAUUUACUGAAAAUUUGAGCAAAAUAUUAGCGCAUUGUAGUCGCCCAGUUUAACGUUUUUGUAAAUCCUUGUGGUGAGCUGGCUUGCUUCUGAUUUUAGCAUAACUUUAAGCUCUGAACUUGUUCUUAAGAAUAUAGUUGUGUUCACUGUUAGCUAAUCAGAUUGGAUUUUGCUGUGCGUUAUUUUUUGCACCGCAUCUAAAUUUAAGAGAGCCGGAUGUUAUAAGAGGACUGAAGUUUAUGUCUUGGUUGCUAGGCUAGCUAUAUUAGCUAGCUAGCUAACAGUAUUUUCAUGUGUGAAUUUACGUUUGUUCACUUAGCUUUAUUUUGACAGUCAUAACCAGCAGGUGGGUUCUCGCAGUAAGCUCACUGUGAAAGGGGGGUGGGGGGCCGAAGAAGAAAAAUCGAAUCAAUAUUGCUCUUAUAAUAUACAACUGCGAUUGUUUUGGAAUUUGUUGCCCUUUUGUUCAUGUUAUGGUUUUUUAUUUUUAAAACGAAGCAACGAGCCAGGCGACGCCGCUUGCCGUAGAGACGCUGUCUUUUUUCCCCUCUUCGCGUGAAUCUUGUGUUAUCUGUCACAAUGACCGUUUUUUGAGAUUGGAAAACCGUCAGGCUCGACUCCAUGCUCGCUCCGGACUCCCGCAUUGCCGCUGCCGUCGAGCUCUUUUGCUGUUGAUUCCACCUCCUUCUCAUUUUUGAUUCCCACCGAACCCUCCUGCGCCUGGUCCUGUAUCGAUUCGGUCGACCCAGGGUUGAAGAUGGCGGACCUAGAAGCAGUUCUCGCCGAUGUCAGCUAUUUGAUGGCGAUGGAGAAGAGUAAGUCUACUCCAGCGGCCCGGGCGAGUAAGAAAAUCAUCCUACCCGAACCCAGUAUUCGGAGUGUAAUGCAGAAGUACUUGGAAGAGAGAGAUGAGCUCACUUUUGACAAAAUCUUCAAUCAGAGGAUUGGGUUCCUCCUGUUCAAGGAUUUCUGUAUGAACGAGAUAGAUGAGGCAGUUCCCCAGCUGAAGUUCUACGAAGAGAUUAAAGAGUACGAGAAGCUGGAUUCAGAGGAAGAGAGGCUAAGUCGCAGCCGGCAGAUUUACGACGGCUACAUAAUGAAGGAGCUCCUGUCAUGUUCGCAUCCCUUCUCUAAGACCGCAGUGGACCAUGUCCAAUCUCACCUGGCUAAGAAACAGGUGCCUCCAUCCCUUUUUCAGCCGUACAUUGUGGAAAUCUGUGACAGUCUGCGUGGGAAGAUAUUUCAGAAGUUCAUAGAAAGCGAUAAGUUCACUCGUUUCUGCCAGUGGAAGAACGUAGAGCUAAAUAUUCACUUAACAAUGAACGAUUUUAGCGUUCAUCGGAUCAUUGGUAGAGGGGGCUUUGGAGAAGUGUACGGCUGCAGGAAGGCAGACACAGGGAAAAUGUAUGCCAUGAAGUGUUUGGAUAAGAAGCGGAUUAAGAUGAAGCAGGGUGAGACCCUGGCACUCAAUGAGAGAAUCAUGCUGUCAUUGGUCAGCACAGGGGACUGUCCGUUUAUUGUGUGCAUGACAUACGCCUUCCACACCCCCGAUAAGCUGUGUUUCAUCCUGGACUUGAUGAAUGGUGGGGAUCUUCAUUAUCAUCUCUCCCAGCAUGGAGUCUUUAGUGAGAAAGAAAUGCGCUUCUAUGCAGCAGAGAUUAUCUUGGGCUUGGAGCACAUGCAUAAUCGAUUUGUUGUCUACAGAGACCUCAAGCCUGCCAACAUCCUCUUAGAUGAGCAUGGCCAUGUUCGCAUCUCUGAUUUGGGCUUGGCCUGCGAUUUCUCCAAGAAGAAACCACACGCCAGUGUGGGUACCCAUGGCUACAUGGCACCAGAGGUCCUGCAGAAAGGGACAGCAUAUGACAGCAGCGCUGACUGGUUCUCUCUGGGCUGCAUGCUGUUUAAACUUCUGCGAGGGCACAGUCCAUUCCGGCAGCACAAGACCAAAGAUAAACAUGAGAUUGACCGCAUGACGCUUACAAUGAAUGUGGAGUUGCCAGAUUCUUUUUCCCCUGAACUUAAGUCUCUGUUGGAAGGAUUGUUACAAAGAGAUGUGGCAAAGAGGUUGGGCUGCCAAGGUCGAGGGGCUCAAGAAGUGAAGGAACAUCUGUUCUUCAAAGGAAUCGACUGGCAGCAGGUUUAUCUCCAGAAGUACUCUCCGCCGCUGAUCCCUCCUCGGGGAGAAGUCAACGCUGCCGACGCCUUCGACAUAGGCUCCUUUGAUGAGGAGGACACCAAAGGCAUAAAGCUACUGGACAGUGAUCAGGAGCUAUAUAAGAACUUUCCUCUGGUAAUCUCAGAGCGCUGGCAGCAAGAGGUGGCCGAGACGGUGUACGAGGCAGUGAACAGUGACACAGACAAGAUUGAGGCACGCAAGCGAGCGAAGAACAAACAGCAGGGCCACGAGGAGGAUUAUGCAUUGGGCAAAGACUGCAUCAUGCACGGCUACAUGCUGAAGCUAGGCAACCCUUUCCUGACUCAAUGGCAGCGCCGAUACUUCUAUUUGUUCCCCAACCGUGUAGAAUGGAGAGGAGAAGGCGAGUCUAGGCAAAACCUUUUGACAAUGGAGCAGAUAGUGACUGUGGAGGAGACACAGAUCAAGGACAAGAAAUGCAUCCUACUGAGGAUCAAAGGAGGGAAGCAGUUUGUUCUGCAGUGUGAGAGUGACCCAGAGUUUGUGCAGUGGAAAAAGGAGCUGAACGAGGCAUUCACCGAAGCCCAGAAGCUGCUGCGCCGUGCUCCAAAAGUCAUCGGCAAGGGCAGGGCCGGUGUGGUGGAACUUUCCAAACCACCGCUUACACAUCGCAACAGCAAUGGCCUGUGAACCACCACCACCACCCCCCCCAUCAUUCUCUAUUCCUCCCUCGUACCCCCACCAACCCACCCACCCAUAACCCACAUAUUCUCACAAACAUCCACACACACACACACAUGCACUAUGUCACCUGUUCCUGUAUCACAAAAGCCCCCCAAUGUGCUCAUUCAGGCAUCUAAAGAUGAAACUCCACCACUGGAGGUUUCUGCUGGACCAUUUCCCAAUCGUUGCUGUUCUGUUCUUCAGACGCACACAUUUGCAACUUGACACGCUGGGGUGGUUACCACUCCAAGAUAAUGUUAAAGCACGAUUGAUGUCAGUGCUGAUCUAGGAGUAUAUGUUGACUAGUAUGAAGACUCAAGUGGGGCAGACUGAGACUUUCUGCCUUUUUUCCUGGACUUUUCUCCCCCGCUAAACCCCCACCCCCUCUUUUUGCGUCUGUGAAGCUCCUCAUCCAAGGCUUCCCCCCCCCCAGGCAUCAGCUGUCCUGCAGCCAGCCACACAUGUACAUAGACUGAAAUGUGAUGCUGUGGGGAGCUGAAUCCUAUGCCUUUUCCCUUUAUUCCUUCUGCUGUGAAUGUGUGGGCUGGACUUACCACUUUGGAGCUGUCUGUGUAAAGAUGCAGAUAGUAGAUCCUUACAUGCAAGAUAGUGUGCAGGAUGCUGUUGUAGGGCGGUAUUGAGAUCUCAGCAGUGCAGGCUGGUAGGACCUCUUUCUGUCUGCCUUAGGAAGUCACCUGAAGUUGAAUGAAAUUACAGCCUUGAAAAUAUGGAGAUAUAAUCAAAUGAAAGCAUGUCUCACAAAAUGGCUUUUAAGAUGUCCCUUCUCUUGUCUUGUCAUGGCCCUUUUUGGAUUAGCCGAGGCCACCUUAUUGAUUGGUCCAUUCGUUAAAGAUAUGCUGUCUGACCCAUCCUGUCAAUGUUGCUGACUCACAGUGUGACUUAAUAGAACCCAUCUUAGAGGUUUUGUGUUCUGCAAAUGGACCACAUAAAUGGAUGCUGAUUAGUGGACUGUGGUGGUUAGGUCAUUAGCCAUCGCACUCCCUCCCUCCUCUCUGCAGUGUUGCACUCUUUCAUGAGUUGAGAGUAAAUAAUGUGAGAUUGACAGAGGAUAAUUUUUGGUAUUCAGCUCCUGAGAGACCAAAUUCAGUUAUUGUGGCUGAGUGAGUGCUUGCAUGCAGUACUGUGUGUGUGUGUGUGUGUGUGUGUGUGUGUGUGUGUGUGUGUGUUUGUUCAUUCACAAGAAAAAGUUACUUAAAAGCAGGUGGCCCAUGCAAGUGUCAGCAGGAAACAUUCCCAUUUUCUCUUCUUCA